AUGCAUUCAAGUCUCAUUUUUGCUCUGGCACUAGGUGCAGCUUCAGCUGCCUCCGGUCAAAUCACUCUCCAGCCGACGACCAUCAGGCAGGGAACUUGUGCCGUAACCAAGACCAUUACAUCCGUCAUCAUUCAGACAGACACUGUCGUCAAGACCACAACAGAUUUCCAGACGACGACGGACAUUAAAACUACAACAGACACCAUCACCAAGACUGAGACCGGCCUCAAGACUGUCACCGCCUUCAUCACAAAGACCGAAACAGCAUACAAAACACUCACCGAGACCACCACGCAGAAGGUCACGGAGCUUGUGACCAAGACGUUGACGGAGACAGCCACCAAGACGUCGACGGAGACAGCCACCAAGACGGUCACUACGACAUCAGUCACCACGCUGCCCUGCAAGCCUCCUGUCUUGCACAACCACGUCGACACUGACCAAGUCGGCUGGAUGUCCUGCACAAGCGGCCACCACGGUAGCAAGCUUUCCAUGUGA
Molecule: messenger RNA, 498 nt
Organism: Verticillium dahliae VdLs.17
Lineage: Eukaryota; Fungi; Ascomycota; Sordariomycetes; Glomerellales; Plectosphaerellaceae
Exons: 3
Coding region: 1-498 (165 amino acids)
Source: RefSeq, a predicted model, not a curated record